UCAGAGAUAAUGACUGAAUUUUAGUUUUAGCUCAGAUCAAUCUAAUCCCUGUUUCUAUCAGGUUGAACGCGCAUUAAUUGUAGUUAACGAUGGAAAACACAUAUCCAUGUGAUCAAUGUGACCAUGUUGCAUCAUUAUCAUCAAAUCUAAAGGAGCACAAGGACAGUGAGCAUAAUUACAUGUUUUAUCCGUGUAAUCAAUGUGAGUUUAUAGCAUCUUAUGCGGCGCAAUUAAAACGACAUAAAGGGAGUAAACAUAGAGGUAUAUACUCUUGUGAUACGUGUGAGUUUUCUACAGCAACCCCUUCUAAUUUAAGGAGACAUAUACGGAGCAAGCAUGAAGGAGUGAGGUUUCCAUGUAAUCUAUGCAAUCAAACCUGUUCUGAUUAUUCAAACUUAAAAAGGCAUAAAGAGAUCAAGCAUAACAGACCAGAAGUGUCGGCAGAUAAUUCAAAAUUACCAACUGUUAAACAAGAAGAGGAAAUUCCGAUUGAGAUUAAAAUUGAGGAAGUAAGUCUUGCCUGUGAUCAGUGUAAAUACGUAGCUACGCGUAUUUAUGAUUUAAGAAGACACAGGGAAGGCAAACACGAAGGAGUGCGAUACCCUUGUGACGAAUGCAAAUACGCAGCAACUUGUAAAUCAGAUCUAAAUCGACAUAUGAAGUCACAGCAUCUUAAAGUCUCUACUAGCGCUAAGAAGCGUAAACUUACUCAGAAAAAUAGCAAGAGAAAGAAAAAGGUCGACAUCUCUAGAGAACUUGAUCUUGUAAAAAUUGAACCUGGGGAAGAGCAUCUGACCUGUGAACCUGACCUCGUGGAAUCUGAACUUGAACCUGAUCUUGUGAUAGCUGAACCUUUGUCUGAUCUUGUGAAAAUUGAACCUGAACCUGAUCUUGUGAUAGCUGAACCUUUGUCUGAUCUUGUGAAAAUUGAACCUGAACCUGAUCUUGCGGAAUGGAGUGACCGGCAAGGUAUAGUGGUUGAACUGAGUAUGCAGUUUUGUGGACAAAUAUUUUAGGAUCCACGGCAAUGUAUAGUGGUUGAACUGAGUAUGCAGUUUUGUGGACAAAUAUUUUAGGAUCCACGGCAAUGUAUAGUGGUUGAACUGAGUAUGCAGUUUUGUGGACAAAUAUUUUAGGAUCCAUUUGAGACAUGUAAAACGUUUUAAUUAUAUAUCUAUACAACUAAUUACUGAGUUUGAGCGAAAAGCCGAUUAUCAAAAUCAUCCAUUUGGGUAGUACAGAUAAAUCAAUACCAGGAUGUGAAUGUGUACACUGGCAUUCUAAGAAUACACUCUGUUUUACAGCUAGUGAAUUAAAAAAAAACUAAUAUGUGGUAAAAUUUCUUUGAGAUAAUUGUAAAAUUUUAUGAAAUCUUUAAUCUUUAAUCACAGAAUAAAUAUUUAGAUCUUAAAAAGUGUCUGUAAUCCCUCAUUGUUGACAAACAUUGUCUGCAGAUUUUGGAAUUUUUACUGUAAAAACGACAUUUGAAGAAUUUGUCGAAAUCUGCAAACAUCAGUGUAAAGAAUGAGAAAUUCAGUAUAAUGAUGAAAAAGAAAUAGUUGAUUCUAACAUAGAUUUAUUGACAAAUUUCUUUUAAGAAAUAUA
Eurytemora carolleeae is the source of this 1605-nucleotide messenger RNA. Its product is annotated as zinc finger protein 845. Gene Ontology annotation, molecular function: RNA polymerase II cis-regulatory region sequence-specific DNA binding; DNA-binding transcription factor activity. The coding region runs from base 90 to 1016 and encodes 308 amino acids. Lineage: Eukaryota; Metazoa; Arthropoda; Copepoda; Calanoida; Temoridae. The record is from RefSeq and is a predicted model, not a curated record. The transcript is spliced from 3 exons. Gene Ontology annotation, biological process: regulation of transcription by RNA polymerase II.